AUGGAAAUGAUCCGCUUUCGCAGUUCAAGUAUCAAGUCCUUGAGCCAAGAGAUCAAAUGUACAAUCAGACUGCUGGAUGACACUGAACUACCCUGUAUUAUCCAGAGAGACACCAAAGGUCAAUUCCUCAUUGAUCAUGUUUGCAACCAUUUCAGCUUGUUGGAAAAGGAUUACUUUGGCAUUAGAUAUGUUGAUCCAGAAAAACAAAGGCAUUGGCUGGAACCCAACAAGUCAGUUGUGAAGCAAAUGAAAUCUCAGCCUCCGUAUACCAUGUGUUUUAGAGUGAAGUUCUAUCCUAGUGAACCAGUGAAGGUCAAAGAGGAGCUCACCAGGUAUUUAUUGUAUCUUCAGAUUAAAAGGGACAUAUUUCAUGGACGGCUUCUUUGCUCUUUGUCAGAUGCAGCUUCUCUGGGUGCAUAUACUUUACAAGCUGAGUUGGGUGAUUAUGAACCAGAUGAACACCCAGAGGGAUAUGUUAGUGAAAUUAAAUUGUUUCCCAAGCAAACUCAAAAACUGGAAAGAAAAAUGGAGCAGAUUCACAAAAAUGAACUAAGGGGACAGACAGCAGCUGUUGCGGAACUGAAUCUGCUGCAGAAAGCUCAUACUUUAGAAACCUAUGGUGUUGAUCCCCAUCCAUGCAAGGAUUCAUCAGGAGCUACAACUUUCAUUGGAUUCACUGCCACAGGUUUUGUUGUGUUCCAAGGGAAUAAAAGGAUUCAUCUCCUAAAAUGGUCUGAUGUCAGCAAAUUGAAAUUCGAUGGGAAGACAUUUUAUGUUCAUGGUGUUCAGAAAGAGAAGAAAACAGUACUGACUUAUCAUACAUCAACCCCAGCUGCUUGCAAGCAUCUUUGGAAAUGUGGUGUGGAGAACCAAGCUUUUUACAAGUAUGAAAAAUCCAGUCAGAUCAAGACUGUGUCCAGCAGCAACAUUUUUUUCAAAGGCAGGAGAUUUCGUUUCAGUGGAAGAGUUGCAAAAGAGGUUAUUGAAGCAAGCACCAAAAUUCAGCGCACCCCUCCUGAAGUUCAUAGGUCCACACUUGCCCAGAGUCGGAGUUACAAUUCUUUAUCCAAGCAGUUGAUAUUAAGCACUGAGACAACAAAAUCAUGGCUUCCAUCUCCUGAUGAAUCUGAAGAGCAAUCUGCCAUGGAUGAGGAAUAUAAUUUUAUUGAUGAAGGGAGAUUGUUGGUGUUGAAUGAUGAAUCUCCGUCUGAAGCAGAAAAGGAGAAAGAGCCACAGAGUGAGAAAGGAGAGAUGAGUGAAUUCAAAUGUGAGAACAAAGAGGAAAACAGUGAUGAAGCUUUAACCAUAUCAGAAUUAGUGUAUAAUCCAAGUGCCAGUGUCCUGCCUACUCCUGUAGAAGAUGGUGGGAUUGACUUGCUCUUUAAUAGUCAACCAUUUGGAAAUCAGAGGGAUGAAGGAAAUUUGUAUGAUGAGCUAGAUGCAAAUGAAACCACACCGCUGAUUGCUGAAGAAGAAGAAUUAAAGGAUGUAAAGCGAGUACUCACCAGCAGCUUUGAAUUGUUAACAAGCAACAAACAUCUGAACGCACUCGCAAAAAGCUUUGUGAAACUUCUUCUGGUGGGGUUGGGCUUGAUGCUGUUUGCUUUCCCACUUCUUUUGGUCUUGCUGGAAUCCGACAUUGAUGCUUCUUUUCUGAGGGAAAUCCGGCAGACACCAGAGUUUGAGCAGUUUCACAAUGAAUACUACUGUCCGCUUAGAGAGUGGUUGGCAUGUAAAGUACAUUACAUCUUUGAUAAGCUAGGCAGCACCUGAAA
Hemiscyllium ocellatum (epaulette shark) is the source of this 1775-nucleotide messenger RNA. It is a transcript of the gene frmd3, whose product is annotated as FERM domain containing 3. Bases 1 to 1773 code for a protein of 590 amino acids. Gene Ontology annotation, molecular function: cytoskeletal protein binding. The transcript is spliced from 15 exons. Gene Ontology annotation, cellular component: cytoskeleton. Lineage: Eukaryota; Metazoa; Chordata; Chondrichthyes; Orectolobiformes; Hemiscylliidae. The record is from RefSeq and is a predicted model, not a curated record.